AUGAUGUCGGGCGACUAUGCUUUUAGACCCGAACAGCAAGGCACAUAUGUCGAUCCGCAACAGCAGCAAUUCCAGCAACGGCAGCAGCAGUAUCAACAGCAACAGCAACAGCAGCCUUAUGAUGGCAGAACGACGACACUACUCGACUCUCAAGGCUAUUUUUCAGACUUUGCAGGGCAGCAGCACUAUGAGCAGGGUCAAACAGUCGAGUACGGGGGACCUCAACAACGAUAUUCUUCGAGCGAUGCCUUCUCUCCUACGGCCGCUAUGGCCCCUCCGAUGUUGACAGCGAACGAUCUACCACCCCCGGAAGUCCUCGAGUACCAGCUGCCUUUAGAACCGCGAGAAGUGCCGUUCGCGAUUCAAGACCCCCACGAUGAAUCCACCCCUAUGUCCAAGUUUGACAACAUCGCAGCUGUUCUGAGGCACAGGGGCCGGACGAUAGCGAAAAAGCCAGCGUACUGGGUGCUGGACAGCAAAGGCAAGGAGAUUGCUUCGAUUACGUGGGACAAAUUGGCGGCUAGAGCUGAAAAGGUGGCUCAAGUCAUCCGAGACAAGAGCUCACUAUACCGUGGUGAUCGAGUUGCUCUGGUGUAUCGAGAUUCAGAAGUCAUUGACUUUGCGAUUGCGCUCUUGGGAUGCUUUAUCGCGGGUGUGGUGGCUGUCCCCAUCAAUGAUUUGGAGGACUACCAACGUUUGAACACCAUCCUUACAUCGACACAAGCGCAUCUUGCCCUGACUACCGACAACAACCUCAAGACCUUCCAGCGAGACAUUACCACGCAAAAGUUGACCUGGCCAAAGGGUGUCGAAUGGUGGAAGACGAAUGAUUUUGGCAGCUAUCACCCUAAGAAGAAGGAUGAUAUCCCUCCUUUGGUCGUGCCAGACCUGGCCUAUAUCGAGUUUUCGCGAGCGCCUACAGGAGAUCUUAGAGGUGUCGUCCUGAGCCACCGAACAAUCAUGCAUCAGAUGGCCUGUUUGAGUGCCAUCAUUUCUACUAUUCCCGGCAAUGGACCUGGCGAUACCUUCAACCCGUCGUUGAGAGACAAGAACGGCCGGCUGAUUGGUGGUGGUGCCAGUAGUGAGAUUCUGGUCUCCUAUCUGGAUCCUCGACAAGGAAUUGGCAUGAUUCUCAGCGUUUUGCUUACCGUCUACGGCGGCCACACUACUGUUUGGUUUGACAACAAGGCCGUUGACGUUCCCGGCCUUUACGCCCACCUCCUUACUAAAUACAAGUCGACCAUCAUGAUUGCAGACUAUCCGGGUCUGAAACGGGCCGCUUACAACUACCAAGAGCAGCCCAUGGUGACUCGAAACUUCAAAAAGGGGAUGGAGCCCAACUUUCAAAUGAUCAAGCUCUGCUUGAUUGAUACACUGACGGUGGACAGUGGGUUCCACGAAGUGCUAGCAGAUCGCUGGUUGAGACCACUGAGGAACCCUCGGGCUCGUGAGGUUGUGGCACCGAUGCUUUGUCUGCCGGAACACGGCGGCAUGGUAGUUAGUGUUCGUGACUGGCUCGGAGGAGAAGAGCGUAUGGGGUGCCCCUUGAAGCUCGAUCUGGGUUCUGACACAGACUCAGAAGAGGGUGGAGAGAAGGAAGAGUCAGAAAAGCCAACACCCUCAAACGGCUUUGGAAGUCUUCUGAGUGGUGGUGGUACUACGACUACAGAAGAAGGGGCCAAGAAUGAGCUUGGCGAGGUUCUGUUGGAUCGUGAGGCGCUCAAGACAAAUGAAGUUGUGGUUGUGGCCAUUGGUGAUGAAGCUCGCAAGAGAGCAGGCGACGACCCGGGAUUGGUGCGGGUUGGUGCUUUUGGAUAUCCUAUCCCGGAUGCCACGCUCUCUGUGGUUGAUCCAGAGUCGGGACUACUAGCGUCUCCUCACUCUGUGGGCGAGAUCUGGGUUGACUCGCCCUCUUUGUCUGGCGGCUUCUGGGCGCAGCCCAAGAACACGGAGCUGAUUUUCCACGCUCGCCCCUACAGAUUCGAUCCUGGCGAUCCCACACCUCAGCCUGUCGAGCCCGAGUUUCUCAGAACCGGCUUGCUGGGUACUGUCAUUGAAGGCAAACUGUUUGUCCUGGGCUUAUACGAGGACCGCAUUCGGCAAAAGGUCGAGUGGGUUGAGCAUGGGCACGAAAUAGCCGAAUACCGGUAUUUCUUUGUUCAGCACAUUGUCGUGAGCAUCGUCAAGAAUGUUCCCAAGAUUUACGACUGUUCAGCCUUUGACGUCUUUGUCAACGAUGAACAUCUCCCCGUCGUCGUCCUUGAGUCGGCGGCAGCUUCGACUGCGCCUUUGACAUCUGGAGGGCCACCUCGACAGCCAGACACUGCGCUGCUGGAGUCGCUGGCUGAGAGAUGUAUGGAGGUUCUUGUGACGGAGCACCAUCUCAGGGUGUACUGCGUUAUGAUCACAGCGCCAAACACGUUACCCAGAGUUGUCAAGAAUGGACGGCGAGAAAUCGGUAACAUGCUCUGUCGCCGAGAGUUUGAUCUCGGCAACCUUCCAUGUGUGCACGUCAAGUUUGGCGUAGAGCAUGCUGUGCUCAAUCUGCCCAUUGGCGUAGACCCAAUGGGAGGCAUCUGGUCGCCGCUGGCUUCAGACUCGCGUGCCGAGUUCUUGUUGCCAGCUGAUAAGCAAUACUCGGGUGUUGACCGACGAGAGGUUGUCAUGGAUGACCGGACAUCAACUCCCCUGAACAACUUCUCAUGCAUUUCUGACCUCAUUCAAUGGCGGGUUGCCCGUCAACCAGAAGAACUUGCCUACUGUACGAUCGACGGCAGGGGUCGCGAAGGAAAGGGAGUGACAUGGAAGAAGUUUGACACCAAGGUGGCAUCUGUUGCCAUGUACCUGAAGAACAAGGUCAAGGUGCGGCCAGGCGACCACAUGAUUCUCAUGUACACGCACUCGGAGGAAUUCGUCUUUGCCGUUCACGCUUGCAUAUGUCUGGGCGCAAUCGUCAUCCCCAUCGCGCCUCUCGAUGAAGGUCGACUCAACGAAGACAUUCCUGCUUUCCUGCAUAUCGUGGCCGACUACAAAGUCAAGGCUAUGCUCGUAAACGCAGAGGUGGAUCACUUGAUCAAGAUGAAGCCCGUGGCAAGCCAUAUCAAACAAUCUGCCCAGGUUCUGAAGAUCUCGAUGCCCAGCGUCUACAACACCACCAAGCCGCCAAAGCAGAGCAAUGGCUUGAGAGAGUUGAGACUCACGAUAGACCCCGCCUGGAUUCGGCCUGGAUAUCCAGUUAUUGUGUGGACGUACUGGACGCCAGACCAACGACGCAUUGCGGUUCAACUUGGACACGACACCGUCAUGGGCAUGUGUAAGGUCCAGAAGGAAACCUGCCAAAUGACAAGCACGAGACCAGUCCUUGGAUGUGUCCGAAGCACAACUGGACUAGGAUUCAUCCACACAUGUCUCAUGGGCAUCUACAUUGGCACACCGACUUAUCUUCUGUCACCUAUCGAGUUCGCUACCAACCCAAUGUCCCUCUUUGUUACUCUGUCGAGGUACAAGAUCAAGGAUACGUACGCGACACCGCAGAUGCUUGACCAUGCCAUGAACUCCAUGCAUGCCAAGGGAUUCACUCUGCAUGAGCUCAAGAACAUGAUGAUCACAUCUGAGAGUAGACCAAGAGUUGAUGUGUUCCAGAAGGUCAGGCUUCACUUUGCUGGGGCUGGAUUGGACCCAACCGCCAUCAACACUGUUUACUCGCAUGUCCUCAACCCUAUGAUUGCAUCAAGGUCAUACAUGUGCAUCGAACCGAUCGAGCUCUGGCUCGACACACAGGCUCUACGACGUGGUUUGGUUAUUCCUGUUGACCCAGAGGCGGACCCCCAGUCCUUGUUGGUGCAAGACAGCGGAAUGGUUCCCGUCUCGACUCAGAUUGCCAUCAUCAAUCCUGAAAGCCGACUGCACUGUCUUGACGGCGAGUAUGGCGAGAUCUGGGUCGACUCUGAGGCUUGCGUCAAGUCAUUCUAUGGUUCCAAGGACGCCUUUGAUGCCGAGCGGUUUGACGGACGAGCUGUUGAUGGAGAUCCGAGCAUCCAGUAUAUUCGGACAGGAGAUUUGGGUUUCCUUCAUAACGUUAGUCGACCGAUUGGUCCCAACGGAGCCCUCGUGGAAAUGCAGGUGCUGUUUGUUCUCGGCAACAUUGGAGAGACAUUCGAGAUCAACGGAUUGAGCCACUUCCCGAUGGAUAUCGAAAACUCUGUGGAGAAGUGUCACAGAAAUAUUGUGACCAAUGGCUGUGCCGUCUUCCAAGCUGGUGGCUUGAUUGUGGUUCUCGUCGAGGUCAGCCGCAAGCCCUACUUGGCGUCUCUCGUCCCAGUCAUUGUCAACGCUAUCCUCAAUGAACACCAGAUCAUUGUCGAUAUCGUAGCUUUCGUCAACAAGGGAGACUUCCCCAAGUCGCGUCUCGGAGAGAAGCAGCGUGGCAAGAUCUUGGGCGGCUGGGUCAGUCGAAAGCUUCGUACCCUGGCUCAAUUCUCCAUCCGUGAUAUGGACGCCCCUGAAGCUGGAGGUGUUGUCGACGGGAUGGACCAGGCCAGAGUAUCCAUGGUCAGUGUCCGAAGCGGAGGAAACCCUGCCCCCGGCUCUACCAGUCUGAGGAAUGUCGAGCAGGCUCCGCAGAUCCCCGAACAGGAGGAAUUUGAGCACCCACCUCCUCGUCAGUCAUAUGUUCCUUCACAGAGCAACAUUACAGAGACGUCAGAUGACCAUGGAACACCAACUACCUACAAGGACACGCACGUAUACCCUGAGGUGGUACCGCAAGCCCCCGUGUCUCAACCCCCAGCUCAGCUCAGCCUUUCUCCCCAGGCAGAACAAGCCUUUGACGCGCCUGAUUUCUCACACUAUGGUGCCAUUGAACCUGAGCAAGGUCCUCUACCAGCGCCAGGAACAAAGCCUGAAGUGCCACCUGGGGUAGGUCAAGCGCCACCCCAGAUCCGACUACCAGGUGUAGAUGGGCGAGAAGAUGUCAACUUUUGGGGACAACCAAACAGGGACUCUAACGAUGAGGCGGACUGGACGGCGGAUGCCAUCAUGCACAUGAACCUUGCGGGGGGUAUGAACCCCCGAUGAAUAUAACGGCUAUGGAAUGACGGUAGGGGCAUGCCAAGAUGGCGGAGUUGGGGUUGGGAACAUCUAGACGUGUACAUGCCGGGUCCAUCUGUAUUUUGAUAGCUUGAGACGUGUUGGAUGUGAUGGAGCACGGCUGCUACAUGUCUAGUUGCAUUGUUUUGAAGACUAUUUCUCCUUUUUGAGGUGUAAGACGAAAAGAAUUAUGAGCU
Molecule: messenger RNA, 5285 nt
Organism: Fusarium vanettenii 77-13-4
Lineage: Eukaryota; Fungi; Ascomycota; Sordariomycetes; Hypocreales; Nectriaceae
Exons: 2
Coding region: 1-5076 (1691 amino acids)
Cellular component (GO): cytosol
Source: RefSeq, a predicted model, not a curated record